CUGCCAACAGACAAACCGUUUAAAUGUGACCAGUGCGACUAUUCUACUGCACGGAAAUUCCAUUUAGUUGAACACAUGGCUAAACACACUGGAGACAAACCCUACAUGUGUGGGGAAUGCGGAUACAGGACGGCUUACAGGUCUGUUCUAACCCGACAUAUGAGGGCCCAUACUGGUGGAAAACCCUACAAAUGUGACCAGUGCGACUUUUCUGCUGCACAGAAAGGCAAUUUCGCUGAACACGUGGCUAAACACAAUGGAGACAAACCCUACAUGUGUGGGGAGUGUGGAUACAGGACAGUUUACAGGUCUGCUCUAACCGUACAUAUGAUGACCCACACAGGUGUGAAACCCUACAAAUGUGACCAGUGUGGCUAUUCUGCUGCACAGAAAGGCAAUUUCGCUGAACACAUGUCUAAACACACUGGAGACAAACCCUACAUAUGUGGGGAGUGUGGAUACAGGACGGCUUACAGGUCUGACCUAUCCAAGCACAAGGCUAGACACACUGGAGACAAACCCUACAUGUGUGACAAGUGCGGAUACAGGACGGCCUAUAGGGGUUCUCUUUACAAGCACAUGAGAACCCAUACUGGUGAGAAACCCUACAAAUGUGACCAGUGCGACUAUUCUGCUGCACAGAAAGGCCACUUAGAGCAACACAUAAUGGCUAAACACACGGGAGACAAACUCUACAUGUGUUGGGAGUGUGGAUUCAGGACAGCUCAAAGGACUACUCUUUCACUGCAUUUGAGGACCCACACAGGGGAAAAACCCUACAAGUGUGACCAGUGUGACUAUUCUGCUGUACAGAAAUGCAAUUUAGAUGAACACAUGGCUAAACACACAGGAGAAAAACCCUACAAGUGUGAACAGUGCGACUAUUCUGCUGUACAGAAAUGCCAUUUAGAUGAACACAUGGCUAAACACACUAGAGAAAAACGCUACGAAUGUGAUCAUUGUGACUUUUCUGCUAUAGAGAAAAAGGAUUUAGAUUCACACAUAGUUAAACACCAUAUAUACAAACCCUAUAUGUUGUAGUAAGUAGCAG
Messenger RNA from Branchiostoma belcheri (Belcher's lancelet), 1051 nucleotides. RefSeq names its product zinc finger protein 135-like. The transcript has 2 exons. Gene Ontology annotation, biological process: regulation of transcription by RNA polymerase II. The record is from RefSeq and is a predicted model, not a curated record. Gene Ontology annotation, molecular function: DNA-binding transcription factor activity, RNA polymerase II-specific; RNA polymerase II transcription regulatory region sequence-specific DNA binding. The coding region runs from base 76 to 1041 and encodes 321 amino acids. Lineage: Eukaryota; Metazoa; Chordata; Leptocardii; Amphioxiformes; Branchiostomatidae. Gene Ontology annotation, cellular component: nucleus.